Messenger RNA from Cydia fagiglandana, 1992 nucleotides. RefSeq lists its product as uncharacterized. Gene Ontology annotation, molecular function: phosphatidylinositol bisphosphate binding. NCBI's taxonomy places the organism in Eukaryota, Metazoa, Arthropoda, Insecta, Lepidoptera, Tortricidae. The transcript has 14 exons. Bases 118 to 1992 code for a protein of 624 amino acids. The record is from RefSeq and is a predicted model, not a curated record. Gene Ontology annotation, cellular component: membrane.
AAGUCAUCGUUAUCGAGUGUUUAAACACAUAAUGCCAGAUAAAUGAGAGAUAUCGGAUCACCGUGCUAGAUAUCUUACAAAUUAAGUUUAUUCGAUUCUGAAAGUUAAUUCUGCAAUAUGUCUGUGCGACCUUUGCCUCCAGUGCUUGCAGAAAAGGCUCGAAAAGAGCUUAAUGAAGAUCCUCAGAGGCUACCCACCGACUUACAACAUAUAAAGGAUUGGAUAGCCAAGCAGCCACAUCUUAAAGCAAGAACCGACGAUCAAUGGCUGACAACAUUUUUACGAGCAUGCAAAUUUAGUUUGGAACGGGCAAAAGAAAAAAUUGACUUGUACUAUUCGGUUCGUACUACGGCACCAGAUUUCUUUCAGCUCACGCCAAAAAACCCGCGAUUUUGGGAGAUUUUGGAGACUGGGUCUUUUCUUCCUUUGCCACAAGUUGCCGCUCCUGGUUCUCCUAAGGUAUCAAUUAUCAGACCGGGAAGAUAUGAUCCCGACAAAGUCACAAUAUCAGAAGUGUUGUCAGUUUCGAAUACGAUAGAAAAGAUUAUGUAUUUGGAAGAUGAUGAUGCUGUGGUAUCAGGGGUGAUGGCUGUUCUUGACUUAGAAGGAGUUACUAUGGGACAUUUCUUACAAAUGACCCCACUACAAAUGAAAAAGAUGACGGUUGUGGGACAGGAUGCGACACCAUUCCGUAUGAAAGGAGUUCACUAUUUGAAUACGCCAACAGGGUUUGAGACUGUUUUUAACGCCAUGAAAGCACUCCUCAAUGAAAAAAAUAAAAGCAGAUUAUAUGUCCAUAAUAAAAACUAUGAAGCGAUGUACGAACAUAUUCCAAAACAUAUGUUAACAGCGGAGUAUGGUGGUAACGCGGGAACUGAAAAGGAUAUUAUAGAUUACUGGAAGAAGAAGGUCCAGGAAUACAGUGAGUGGUUAGAAGAGGAUAUGCAGUAUCGCACUGACGAAUUCAAGAGGGCCGGAAAAGCAAAAACAGCUGAAAGUAUGUUCGGCGCUGAGGGUUCCUUCCGGCAACUUCAAUUCGGACCAAAUGUCAAUCUGCUUUUAACCAUGUCUGUUCGACCUUUGUCUCCGGUAUUGGCGGAAAAAGCACGCUUGGAACUAAACGAAGAUGCUAAAAAACUCGAAGAUGGAAUACAAUAUCUCAAGGAAUGGAUUUCUAAGCAACCACAUUUACGCGCCAGAACCGAUGAUCAAUGGUUGGCUACAUUUCUGAGGGGAUGCAAAUUUAGUCUUGAGCGAGCAAAAGAGAAAAUUGAUCUAAAUUACUCUUUGAGGAGCACUGCCCCCGAACUUUAUAGUAUAAACCACAGAAAUCCCAAGUUUAAGGAGAUUUUGAAUUUAGGCUCCGGUCUCGUUUUACCCAAAUCACUGAACCCCACAGAUCCAAGAGUAGUAUUAAUUAGGCCCGGUGCAUAUGAUCCUGCCAAAUAUUCUCUUACUGAUGUUAUGUCAGUUAUGGGUACUAUAAUGCGGAUAAUGUAUGUCGAAGACGAUACGUUUGUGGUGUGCGGCGGGGUAAAUAUAAUGGAUCUAGAAGGAGCGACUAUGGCUCACGCUGCACAGGCCUCGCCGGCUAUGAUGAAGAAAAUGACAGUUAUUGGCCAGGAUGCUUCUCCUACUCGUAUGAAAGGUUCUCAUUAUUUAAACACGCCCCCGGGAUUCGAAACUAUACUCAACAUCGGUAGAUCAUUCCUCAACGAAAAGAACCGAAACAGGUUGCACGUGCACAAUAAAGAUUACGAAUCGCUGUAUAAGCACGUGCCUCGAGAGAUUCUACCCACGGAGUACGGAGGCAACGGAGGCACUUUCCAGGAAAUUAUAGAUUACUGGCAGAAGAAGGUCGAAGAGUACAGCGACUGGCUCGACGAAGACCUGAAGUACGGCACGGAUGAAGCCAAGCGGCUCGGGAAACCCAAAACAGCCCAGGACAUGUUCGGCUUCGAUGGCUCCUUCAGACAAUUGGAAUUCGAUUAA